Molecule: messenger RNA, 4759 nt
Organism: Copidosoma floridanum
Lineage: Eukaryota; Metazoa; Arthropoda; Insecta; Hymenoptera; Encyrtidae
Gene: Rubicon
Product: run domain Beclin-1-interacting and cysteine-rich domain-containing protein rubicon
Cellular component (GO): intracellular membrane-bounded organelle
Molecular function (GO): phosphatidylinositol phosphate binding
Source: RefSeq, a predicted model, not a curated record
UCCCAGUACUAUACUUAUGAAGAAAAGGGGCGUUUUCGUGAUAUGAUGCCGUUGAAAUCGUUGAAAAUAUAUCAUUCCACAUGUAUCAUUUCCUUCAUCCGCGUGCAAAAUGAUAGGUGUGAUCGUGUGAUGUGUUGUUGUUAUAUUAUAACUACUAGUAACAUCAAGUGUCAAAAAAAUAAAUAGAUAGAUAGAUGCAACACGUAUAGAACAAUUUUACACGUAGAAGUGCUGUUUUUAAAUAAAUAAAGUAUAGCUGCUUACAUACUGUCAAACGUUAACAGACAUUUGAUCUGAAUGAGGACUGAGGCACAGACAUCAUCAGAAUGGAGGAGACCAGAGCCAAGGAGCGUUGGCAGUUGCUCCAGAGCCUGCGAUCCACCGUCGAGGGUCUGCUGACAAAUGGAGUGUCCAAUGUGUGGAACGUUUAUGGAGGACUCAAUCGUUUGCAUAACAUAAUGGAGAGGAUAUUUAAGCAUGGCUGCAGAGUUUUUGAUACCAGUGGUGAACCAGAUUGCUGGAUAUUCAUACAAGGGCUGAACUGGCUUCAGCCUUCAUUGGCCUCUUCUCCAACCAUCCGAGACUGUGAUGAAUAUCAUGACAAUCUUCCAAAUAGGAUUAUUUCGCACAAAUAUCUAUUAUGGUUAUAUAAGAGUCUGGAAGAUCACUCUUUAUCACAGAAGCUAUCGUGGCUGCUGUCGGAUAAGGAAUAUUUGCUCUCUUGCCUGGAACCCUGGGCUUUUCUUUGUCAAGAAAAUUUAUCUGAGGCCACGCUUGUUUGUUUAAGGGCUGUAGAAAAAAAUCAACCAGCUCUUUUGACUGAAAUCGAUCCAUCCUUGUUCUUACCCAACUGGAGUAGCAAGGACAGUCCGAAACGAGCGCAUCGGCGCUCCUCGUCAUUUCCAGUGAAUCUCCGCCCGCGGUCUCAGCUCGAGCAGCAGCAAUCGCUCGACGAGACCAAAGGCACCGAACCCAGGGUCGAGGAAAAGCCGAGAAUAGAGAUAGCGACGAACCAGCGUGCGAUCAACGAGGAAUUAACAAACAACGCUGGCGAUGCAGUUUCGCUCAAGACCUGGAGCAGUUUUCCCGAUCAGCUGAACGGAGACAAGGCAACGGCAUCUGCAGUCGAGACCGAGACGUCGGGAGGCAAGAGGAUGACAGGCGCGAGUAGCCUCAGCGAGCACGUCGCCCAGUCGAUCGAGCUCUCGGAUGUGAUCAAGGUCGAUUACCCCGAGACCAAGGCCAUCAAUGCCUCGACCUUAACCACAGCCGAGAAGAACUGCAGUCCUGCCAAGUCCAAGUAUCACAACGCCUCGAGGAAGAGCAAGAAGUCGCGCAGCCGAGAUCAGCGCAGCAACGGCAACGGUAGCUCGGAUACCCUCAACUUCGAGGAUAGCGUAGCGAAAAGUGCUAAAAGUCAGCCCUUGAAACCGACAAUGAACUCGGACCACGGUACAACGGAGUCGGUGACAAUUGUUGAGAACAAUUCAAAGCACGGCAGGGAAACGAGGCGCAAGGGAUCGUGUCUGGCUGGCUCAGCACCAGAGUUCUCGAGCGGUGGUUCUUGGAGUACCGAGGUCGAGGGUCAGCGGGACGUGCGCACCCCUAAGAAGAGUUUCAUCGAGGAAGGAGGAAACAGCGUGCUGCCCAUGGCUACUGGGUACUUUCCGAGGCCCAAAGAGGGACAGAGUCUGACGAGCUUCCUGUCGUCCGGGCAGUUUGCCAGGACCAACGCUGAACUGGAUAGGGAGAACGCACACUUUAGUAUUUCUGAGGCGAUGAUUGCCGCCAUAGAGCAGAUCAAGUGUAAUCGAGAGCUAAGGUCAGCGGACGAAACGGUGGACGAAAGUGACGAGGAGAUCAAUAGUCUCAAGCAGAGGAUAAGACUGAGGCGACGACAGCGUCAGGAAGAGCGACGGAAGGUCUGGACGCGCGAUCUACUCAGUGACGGAAAAACUGAUACCACGACAACUGAUCAGAGUAUCAGUCCUUUGUCGACGUCGCCGGGUACUCCGUCCAACGAUAGUAUUUCGACCGACGACGUCGAUGAUUACGAAAUAGACGACACUCGUAGUUUGUCACAACAGCUCAAAAACUCGGGAUUAUCAGUAUCAAUGGCGUCUCUGUAUUCCGAAGCUGACUUGUACAAAUCAUCGCCAAAACAUGGCCUAGAAUCAAAUUUAACUGACAGUUACAUGUCAGCCGAAGGUGUUGCGUUAUCUCUGAUAAGUAGGUUCAGUGAAAAACACCUACCUCGAGCUAGUGAACUCAAGUGGCUCGUCUCUGAACGAGAUGCCCCUCAAAGAUUAUUGCCUCUUCCGAAAAGUUGGCCAGUCAAUCCAGAUGAGGUGGAAAGUUCUGACGGCAGUAUGGUCCCGCUUCGAGGUACGAUUGAGUGGGCACCGCCAAGACCUCAAAUCAUUUUCACAGCCCAUCCAGCUCCUGUGAGACGAAUUCUGAUAGCUAAACAGAAUUACCGUUGCGCGGGAUGCGGAAUGAGGGUUGCCGUCAAAUAUGCCAGCAAAUAUCGUUACUGCGAAUACUUGGGUAGAUACUUCUGUACAGGUUGCCACACGAAUCAGGUGGCUUCGAUACCUGGUAAAAUUUUGUCCAAGUGGGAUUUCAACAGGUAUCCCGUUUCCAAUUUUUCCUACAGAUUGUUGGACCAAAUGUCGGUGGAUCCUCUGUUUCGAGUUAAUGAUUUGAAUCCAUCUUUAUAUCGAAGGAUAAAACAACUGAACCGCACGAGACUGCUACGAACGCAAUUAUUUUACCUUAAAGAUUUUUUAUUUACCUGUAGAUUCGCAACACAUACCCAAGAAGCUUUAAGAAGACAAGGGAGUCACAUGAUAUCUGAUCAACACAUUUAUUCCAUCGAAGAUUUCUUACGGGUCAAAAACGGAACACUUUCACUUGAAUUGAAUAACUUGGUUCAAGAGUGCUGUAAGCAUGUAGCCGAAUGCAUACUGUGUCAAGCCAGAGCCUUCGUUUGCGAAUUUUGUAAUUCUUCUGAGGUAAUAUAUCCGUGGGAGUUGAGUAAAGUGACGCGAUGCGAGAGCUGUGGUGCUUGUUACCAUCUUAGAUGUGUUAACCCAAAUCACAACUCGAAAAGACUGGACUGUAAGCGUUGUACUCGACUGAAAGAGAGACGUAUGUGUAAUGAAAAAGAAGUUAACAAUGUAAAAGUGGCAAUAGAUGAGAGGUGAUGGCCUGCACGUAGACAAAAAGACUGAUCGUUACCGUUCGUAUUUGUAAAUUAGCAAAAUAGCAGAAUAUUUUUGGGGAACGUACUGAACUAAUAGUGCGCAAAAGGGCAUUUAACGAGUGUUCCUCCGAGAUUUUGGAAUCUCAAAUUUUUUUAAUCAUAGCAUUUUGUAAAGUUGGAAUUAUAAAUUUCAAUGCUUACAAGUUCAAUAACUUGUACAAACUAUUAAUUUAUUACUAUAUAACUAUUAGUGUUGGUACAAAAACUCUCAAUUAAUUUAAGGCAUUAUAAAAUUAAUUAUAACAUUAUUGAAAUAACAUCCCCAAUUUACUUCCCAUUUGUUGUAAUUGUUAUGAAAGUAGAAAAACCGUCACUGGUGAAAAAGAUGACAAUUUAGUAUUAUGAUCUUGGACAUAUUUAUGCAGAAAGGGAACAGCUUAGAUGUGAAAUGUAGUACUAAUCUUUCAAGUGAAUGAAACGGAAGUAAAAAACAAACGAAAAAAAGCGCUUAAAGCGUAAAAAUUAAUAUUCCGAGGCAACCUUGGUAUCAUGAUUGUGCUUUAAACAAUUCAUAAUUUUUACUGAGCUUAUCGGAGAGAAUAUGCAUUAAUUUAUUUUAUAACAGUUGUCUCCUGUUUAUUAAACCUAAUUGUCCCCUUAUUAUUCCUCGGCCACGCAGUUCACAAAAUUUAUUUUUCCUUAAAUCAAUAUAUUAUAUAUAAUAUACACCUUAUUUAUAUGUACAGAAGAAUAACACCGUGACUAGACACAUUUAUUACGUAAUGCCAUUGAAUCUAAAUUUGAUUAAUAAAUAUUGAUUCUAAUGCUGGUUAAAAAGUAGUAAAAUAAUAAAAUUAAAAUAUUACCGAUUUCAGUCGAAAUACAAAUAUGUUGUACCUGGCUUUUGUUGAAGAUAUAAAAAAACCUACUGUGAAUCCCAACACUUGAAAAAGUAUUUAAUUAAUUCAUGCCUUGAACAUCUUUCAUACUUAAAUUAGUGCACGAUAUGUCUCGUAUUAACAUGAUGCAGUCACUAUUUUAUAAUUGUGAAAAAAGGAUAGGAAACAGUACAUUAAAAAUUAAAAAUUUAUUGUUUUAAAUUAGGUCACAUUUUAGUUAAUUUUCACAUGCACACUUGUUUCUCUGAUAAAAUAUAACAACAUUAUAUACAUACUGUAGCAUAUAAAUUUCAGUAGCUAAUAUUAUGUACACGUAUUUUAUUUCAAUUGAAGAAUCCAAAAAGUGAAUUAUUACAAUGAAUCGCACAACAGUAGCCUACAAUUUAGAAGACUUACACAAAUUUCGCAUGAUAAAGGUCGAAUAUUGUCGUCAAAUAUAAAAACAAGAAUAUCUUCAAUCAAAGACAUGUAUCACUCAAGCACGAAAAAAUUGUCACGUUCAUAAUUCACGUAUCACAAACGAAUGAUACUGCUAACUUUCUUAACUAAAAAGAUUUAAUGUCACAUUCACGUAAUCACUUUAAUGUGAAAUUUUAUUGAUGUUUAUUAAUGACGCUUACAAAGAAUGAAGCUGAAUUUUUUUUUUUUUUUUUUU